Olea europaea var. sylvestris is the source of this 1946-nucleotide messenger RNA. RefSeq names its product monofunctional riboflavin biosynthesis protein RIBA 3, chloroplastic. Gene Ontology annotation, biological process: riboflavin biosynthetic process. Lineage: Eukaryota; Viridiplantae; Streptophyta; Magnoliopsida; Lamiales; Oleaceae. Gene Ontology annotation, cellular component: cytosol. The transcript has 6 exons. The record is from RefSeq and is a predicted model, not a curated record. Gene Ontology annotation, molecular function: 3,4-dihydroxy-2-butanone-4-phosphate synthase activity; GTP cyclohydrolase II activity. Bases 95 to 1675 code for a protein of 526 amino acids.
UCUGGUACAAUCGCCACGUAACAUGCAGAUAUUACCGGCUCAAUAAGAAAGCAAGAAAAAAAAAUUCCCAUAUUCAAUUCUAUCUUCUCAAUCCAUGGAUUGCAUCGCAUUUUUUCCUCAGAUUUUCUUCAAUUCAAGGGCUUUAUAUUGUAGUCCGAAUUUUGCUGGAAUACGUAGAAAUAAACCGUUGAAGUACAGUUGCUGGGCUCUGGGAUCAUCUGGAGAUUUUUCUGAUGAAGGCUUAUUCAAGAUUGAAGAAAAGUUAAAUGGAUCAUCAUUUGAGGCGUUUAUUGAUUCUUCCUCGGCAAGUUUUGGAACUUUAGAUGCAGAAAUUACUCCGGAAAUAGCUGAUUUUUUUGUUAGUGAUGCAGAGGGUGAUCCUGACUGUCCAUCUGCUGGAUAUUCUUCAAUCGAACAAGCUCUUGCCGCAUUGCGCCAAGGCAAGUUUGUGAUUGUUGUAGAUGAAAAUGAAGAUGUUGAAGGAAAUCUUGUUAUGGCAGCUUCUUAUGUGAGUUCUAAGGCUGUUGCAUUUAUGAUUAAGCAUGGUUCAGGGAUAGUUUCUGUAGGCAUGAAGGAAGAGGAUCUUGAGAGAUUAAAUCUCCCUUUGAUGUCCCCUGAAAAAGAAGAUGAUUCAUCAGCUCCCUCAUUUACAAUCACAGUGGAUGCUAAAGUGGGAACAUCUACUGGUGUAUCGGCAUCAGACAGGGCAAAAACAGUCCUUGCUCUUUCUUCUCCAAACUCUAGACCAGAGGAUUUCAAUAAACCGGGACAUGUUUUUCCCCUCAAGUACAGAAAUGGAGGCGUUCUUCGAAGAUGUGGUCAUACAGAGGCUUCUGUGGAUCUGGUUAUGCUGGCUGGUCUGCAGGCCGUCUCUGUUCUCUCGGCUAUAGUGGAUAAAGAGGAUGGAUCUAUGGCUAGCAUGCUCAAUCUAAGAAAGAUGGCUUUGGACCAUAGCAUUCCUAUCAUAUCAAUUACUGAUCUUAUCAGGUAUAGGAGAAAGAGGGAAAAACUGGUUGAAAGAACUGCGAUUUCACGCUUGCCAACUAAAUGGGGUUUGUUUCAGGCUUACUGCUAUCGUUCAAAACUUGAUGGAAUGGAGCAUAUUGCCAUUGUAAAGGGAGAUAUUGGAAAUGGACAAGAUGUACUAGUAAGGGUUCACUCAGAAUGUUUGACUGGGGACAUUUUUGGAUCGAGGCGAUGUGAUUGUGGCAACCAGUUAGAUUUGGCAAUGCAGUUAAUCGAGAAAGCUGGUAGAGGUGUAAUAGUUUAUCUUCGGGGCCAUGAAGGACGGGGAAUUGGACUUGGUCACAAACUUCAGGCUUAUAACUUGCAGGACAAAGGCCAUGACACUGUCGAAGCAAACCUAGAGCUCGGUUUUGCAGCAGAUGCACGUGACUAUGGAAUUGGUGCCCAGAUAUUAAGGGACAUAGGAAUUCGAACCAUUCGCCUGAUGACAAACAACCCGGCCAAGUUCACUGGUCUAAAGGGCUACGGUUUGGCAGUUGUUGGACGGGUUCCAGUGCUGACCCCUAUCACAGAGGAAAACAAGAGGUAUCUUGAAGCGAAACGAAUAAAGAUGGGCCACAUAUAUGGAUCUGAUCUACAAGGAUCAUUACCCGAACCCCUCAUCAAACCAAGUAUAGAUGAUAAACCAGAACAAUGGCACCUGAUCUGAUCAUUUUGUAUAAUGAGGUGCUCAAUCCUCAGUAUAUAAUUCAGAGUUGGGAGUCCAUGUUCCUUUUUUCCCUGAAUUUCAUAUGGGGUUUAUUCAAACACUACAUUCAUCUUUCGAGAGAUGCUACAGGUAUAGAAAUCUUUUACAGUUAUUUUUUGACAGAUUGUCAUCUGGCAAGUAUUCAUUGGAUGUUGUACACAACAAAUUUAAACCAACCAAUGCAGUGUUGCCAUCUCAUCAUAAGCAAUGCUUUCUAUCAUUUUCAUCUGUA